UGACGCCUCGCGCUCACCGACUUCAGCAGGCUUAAAGAGACAACAGCGAAUCCGCUCUUAGCCGCUGUGGGGAUUUAAAAAAAUAAAAUUAAACCAUUUUUAAAGCCAUGAAUACGGGAAUAUAUGGGCUGGCGGCAUCCCAACUCGAACCUUCAGAUAUCUAGUGGAGAAAGAGUUUGUCUUCAUCGCUUGACACGUCGCUGUUGUCUUCGCCUCUGCUGUCGGACUUGGACAUGAAGAAGUUUUUUUCCAUCGAAUGACUCGGAGGAAGCCAUGCGGAGUCCAAGUGGACGUCCAGCGGUGGCUGAUUGGAUCCAGUAGCAGGAAGUGUGUGUGUAUAUGUAUAUAUGUAUGUGUGAGUGAGUGAGUGAGUGAGUGAAUGAGUGUGUGUGUGUGUGUGUUUGUGCGGGUGCGUGCAGGUGUUUUUCAUGUAUGUAUGCAUGCGCAUGCUAGCACAGCCUGCCUCAGUCAGGCGGUAACGUGCUACACACCCCAACGAGAGGAGCAGUGAAGGAUUAACGUGACGUGUACACGGCGUUCUGGAUUCAGCCAUAAAGGCGUGAUUUGUGUACAGAUUUAUAUCUCUGACCCGCCCUCUCUGCUAAACCCCUGGCCCUUGUUUUGACGCCUAUCUGCUUUGCAUGGCCGGCGAGUAACCGUGGAGAGGCCAGGGUACCACAAGCUUAUGGAUUUUGAUAAGAGAGGUGGGAGGGCAGACACGGACGAGGGCAGGAGGAUGUCCAAACCGGGCGGGGGGAGGCCUGGGCACACUAGCCGGGGCACGGGCGGGAACUCCGGCGUCCUCAUGGUCGGCCCCAACUUCCGCGUGGGAAAGAAGAUCGGCUGCGGGAACUUCGGAGAGCUGCGGCUCGGCAAGAACCUCUACACCAACGAAUACGUGGCAAUUAAACUGGAACCGAUUAAGUCCAGGGCACCGCAGCUUCACUUGGAGUACAGAUUUUAUAAACAGUUGGGAAGCUCAGAAGGGAUUCCUCAGGUGUUUUACUUCGGGCCAUGCGGGAAGUACAACGCUAUGGUCCUGGAGCUCCUCGGCCCCAGUCUGGAGGAUCUGUUCGACCUCUGCGACCGCACUUUCUCCCUGAAGACCGUCCUCAUGAUAGCCAUACAGCUGAUCACGCGCAUGGAGUACGUCCACACCAGGAGCUUGAUAUAUCGAGACGUGAAGCCGGAGAACUUCCUGGUUGGGCGGCCGGGCAGUAAGAGGCAGCACACCAUCCACAUAAUCGACUUUGGGCUUGCCAAAGAGUACAUCGACCCAGAGACCAAAAAACACAUCCCGUACCGGGAACACAAGAGCCUCACAGGCACGGCCCGCUACAUGAGCAUCAACACACACCUGGGCAAAGAGCAAAGCAGGCGAGACGACCUGGAAGCACUGGGACACAUGUUCAUGUACUUUUUGCGAGGCAGUCUGCCCUGGCAGGGGCUAAAGGCCGACACGCUGAAGGAGCGCUAUCAGAAAAUCGGAGACACCAAGCGAGCGACACCGAUCGAAGUGCUCUGUGAGAGUUUCCCAGAAGAGUUAGCGACGUACCUGCGCUACGUCCGGAGGCUGGACUUCUUCGAGAAGCCUGACUACGACUACCUGAGGAAGCUGUUCACUGACCUCUUUGACCGAAACGGCUACGUCUUUGAUUACGAGUACGACUGGGUUGGCAAGCCUCUUCCCACACCCAUCGGCCCCAUCCCCAGUGAUACACCGCAGCCGAGCAGCCGGGACAAAGCACAGCAGCAGACCAAAGCCCAGUCGCCCGAGCCCAAACGGAGCGAGUCCCAGCCCACUCCCGUCAAUAAGGAGAAGCUGGGGUCACAUCUCACAGCUGAGGGGCUGGGGGGCUCAGUUCAGAUAAUGAGCUCGACCAAUGGAGAGCUGAACACAGACGACCCGACUGCAGGACACUCCAACGCUCCGAUCACAGCUGCCACAGAGGUGGAGGUCGCAGAUGACACAAAGUGCUGCUGUUUCUUCAAACGGAGAAAGAGGAAAACCCUCCAGAGACACAAGUGAACAGCACUCUUGGAAGAGAACUUGAACCGUUCGGAUCACUGUCGAGUUUUAAAUGGAAGCGAUCACACUGCUCACUCCUUCCGCCCUCUUUUAUCUCCUCCACUUUGUUUUUUUCUCUUUCUCAUUCUCUGCCCCGUGUUUAUCGCUCGAAACCCUGCACCGAUGCUCCUCUUCUGUCGGAGCGGUAAAGGAAACAUUGCUAACUUCACAACAGACUCUUUUUUUUUUUUUUUUCUUUGAAAUAACAAAAAUAGAACAUGUAAAGAAAAAAAAAGUACUCCCACUUAAGGGGUGAUGGCGAACUGUAUAAAAAAACUAAUGACGAUAAAUGAGCACCGUGAUGUGAAAUCUGAAAACAUGAUGCUGUCGUUGUAAUCUAGAUUCCAUGCAGAACAUUUUGUCGUUCAGUGGCCAUUGAUCUCGAUGGACUCGAUGGAUCGGAUUCUUUGAGUUUUUCCUUAGCUUUAGAUCUUUGUUUCAAUUUGGAGGGCAAAACCUGCAAAGGAUAAAGAUUUGGUUCAUCUCAAACAUACAAAUUUUUCUUUCGUUUUUUUUUUUUUUUUUUUGUUAUUAAUUAAAAAAAAAAAUCUUUGGUCGCUUUUGGAGAUGAAUAACUGAGUUGAAAGGAAACCUUCACGUUUUAUGUUGUGACCUGGGAUUUUUUUUUAUUAUUGCUUUUCCUUUGUGUGUGUGUGUGUGUGUGUGUUUGUGUGUGUUCUUUUUUUUUUUUUUUUUUCUUUGUUCUCUUGAUGUGGACUGUGUAGCACAGUGACUGGUCUCAGGUACUGUGGAUCAUGGGGAGAUGAAUCAAUUGUAAGCUCUCUGCUUAUUAUUGCACUUUUGAGAGGCAAAAAGAGAAGACAAAAAAGGACAAAAGAGAGAAGAUGAAAUCUAAGAGACUGCCCAAGGAUGAAUCCCACGCAAAGGCGAGGGCCGAAAUUCACAGGCGAGAUGAACGCCCUCCUCUUUUAUGUUUCAUGUUAGAUUUAUUUACCAGGAAAUCAUAGUUUGUGCCUUUCCAAGUAAAAUGUUUAAAGUUAAA
Molecule: messenger RNA, 3071 nt
Organism: Pangasianodon hypophthalmus (striped catfish)
Lineage: Eukaryota; Metazoa; Chordata; Actinopteri; Siluriformes; Pangasiidae
Gene: csnk1g2b
Product: casein kinase 1, gamma 2b
Exons: 12
Coding region: 686-2029 (447 amino acids)
Biological process (GO): endocytosis; positive regulation of canonical Wnt signaling pathway; peptidyl-serine phosphorylation
Cellular component (GO): plasma membrane; cytoplasm; nucleus
Molecular function (GO): ATP binding; protein serine/threonine kinase activity
Source: RefSeq, a predicted model, not a curated record